Aspergillus nidulans FGSC A4 is the source of this 1569-nucleotide messenger RNA. Its product is annotated as curved DNA-binding protein (42 kDa protein). The record is from RefSeq and is a predicted model, not a curated record. The coding region runs from base 102 to 1313 and encodes 403 amino acids. Lineage: Eukaryota; Fungi; Ascomycota; Eurotiomycetes; Eurotiales; Aspergillaceae. The transcript is spliced from 5 exons. Gene Ontology annotation, cellular component: nucleus.
GGCUGUCUAAUUUUCUCCCUCCAUCUCCUCCGCACGACUGAUUUUGCGCUUGUUGCUUGUCUUCUCCUCGCGCUGUGUGAGGUAGACUGGAAUUAUUCACAAUGGCUGAAAACCAGACUCAGACCCCCGAGGUUGACUACACCUUGAACAACCCCGAUACCCUAACCAAGUACAAGACUGCUGCUCAGAUCUCGCACAAGGUUCUUGAAGCUGUCUCAGCGCAAUGUGUCGAGGGAGCCAAGAUCAUUGAGCUGUGCCAACAAGGUGACAAGCUCCUGGAAGAGGAACUUGCCAAAGUCUACAAGGGCAAAAAGAUCCAGAAGGGUAUCGGUCACCCCACGACUGUUUCUCCUAACUCCCAUGUGACACCGUACACCCCCUUGGUUUCGGAAACCGCGGAGGCGGAGACAACUCUGAAGGCUGGUGAAAUCGCAAAGAUCCAGCUUGGUGCCCAGAUCGAUGGAUUCGGAACCAUCGUUUGCGACAUGGUCGUUGUUGGCGCUUCCGAGGUUACCGGCCGCGAGGCGGAUCUGAUCCACGCGACCUACUACGCCAAUGAACUGCUUCUGAGACUGAUGGCUCCCCCCGGUCUCCUUGCUACUGGAUCUGACGAGGAGAAGAAGAAGGCCGCCGCCGAGAGACCUCCCACCCAGGCCCGCAUCACGCAGCUCAUUGAGAAGAUCGCUAAGACCUAUGACUGCACCAUCGUUGAGAACACCACCAGCUGGCUUUUCGAGCGCAACGAGAUUGAAGCUGAAAAGAAGAUCAUCCUUUCCCCCGGCUCCGGCGUUAAGGGCGAGGGUGUUCCUGAUGUUGGCGAGGUUUGGGGUGUUGAGGUUGGCCUGUCCCUUGGAUCCGGGAAGGUGAAGAACCUGGACCUCCGUCCUACCCUGCACCGGCGUACUACCACGACAUACCAGCUCAAGAGACCCAGCUCUCGAGCGACUCUCACCGAGAUCGUCAAGAAGUUCGGCCAGUUCCCCUUCAGUCUGCGCCAGCUUGAUGACGAGAAGGCAGCUAAGGUUGGUGUUAUUGAAUCCGUUCGCAACGGUGUCUUGAGGCAAUAUGAGCCUGCGGGUGAUGCUGACAACGCUGCGGUUUCCCGUUACCUGACCACAAUUGCGAUCACCAAGAACGGUAUCACCAAGCUGGCGGCUCCCGCUACGCCCGACUUCGAGAAGAUCAAGUCUGACAAGAAGAUCGAGGAUGAAGAAAUCCUCAAGAUCCUGGAGCUUCCCCUGUCCAAAUCCACAGGGUCGAAGAACAAGAACAAGAAGAAGAAGGCUAAGAAGGCUGACGGGGCUGACGAGUAAAUGAACUUCUCGAUUGGAUGAGCUUUUGUGUAUCUAUUGGACCUCUCUCGAGGUCUCAAUUCAAACCUGCAGCCUGAUAUCGUGUCCAGUGGUUAAUACUCACUGGAGCCUCCUGUCACCACAAGCCGGAGCUGGCAAGAUUCUCAUAUAGGAAACAGAGCCGAAGUCGGAACCAAAUUUCUGGUCCCAGGCGCUUCUUUCUUGUAUCCUCAUAAGGAGACUUUAUUACUUAGUCUAUACAUAAAAAGUCACAUGA